CUUACUCGCCAGCAAAAUAUCCCAUUUAUGCACACCACAGUCCUACCAACAUCCAUCGCAUCCGAUGACAAAAAUAAGUAGCAGACGUGAAGGAAGAAAAAUAAUAAAAUUUCAUGUUUGGUGUUUGUUCUCGCUCAGACGUCGCCAUUUAAAAUAUAAUCCCAGUCAAAAUAGUUGAAAAAUGUCAAAUAUUCCAUUAAAAACAACUUGAAAAACAAUGAAUAACUAACUAAAACAUCAGUGAUUAAGUGUUUUUUCCAAAAUAAUCCACCAAAAGCCCAUUAAUUUUAAUUAAAAUUAAAAUUCGCACUGCAGUGAAAACGUAAAAAUAAAAACCAAAACCCUCAAAAAAAGAAAAUUACUUUUCAACUUGAGUUCUCUAUUUUUCCCUCACCAUAUACACACAUACACCACCUAGCCAAACCGCUAAUGUCAAAAAGAGAUAGUGCUUAACUGACUCGAAUGGAUUGCGCAAGAGUGAAAGAGUGCAAUAUAUAGAAAACUGAAAAAUUUCUCAUUGGGAUUUUUCUUUAUCCCUUCGUAUUCGUACAAUAAAAUAAAUAGGAAAUUUAUUGGUUAACUUUUUCUUACUUCGAAAUUGCUUUUGUCAAAAAGAAUAAAUACAUUUAUAUAUUUUUUCAUCUCGAUCUCGAGUAAAGGGAAACCCUUGGUUUGUUUGGGGUUUUCAAAAACACAACAAAAUAUGCAACUUAGUGUCCCACCAAAUUGGGACAAUUUGCAGAAGACGAACGGAAGGAAAUGUUUUGAGUGUUGAUUUUGUGUGUGAAAUAAUGAACAAUUGUGCUGGAAGAAAUUAUUAUUAUAAUUAUCGUGGCGAACAAAGUCAUUAUCAUCAGCAGAAGCAGAAGCAGCAGCAGCAACCCAUCUCAAACAUCAGCAACCCCACCACCAGCACCACCGCCAGCAGCACUAGUGGCAGCAGCAGCACUAGCACCAUUUUCACAAUUGUGUUGCUGUCGCUUUUUGGUUUUUGGAUUUUUCUUUGGACCUUGAUGCUGGCGCUGCGAAGUGUUUGUAGGAAAAUUUUAAAAAAGAAUUCACCAGUUCGAGUUCCAUAGAAUUCUUAUGAAAAACAACACAAAACCAAUUCCAGAAAUACAUAACAAUUUCCACAAAACGAUAUGAGCAAUAUUUAAUUGAAAACAAAUAUUUUUAUUCAAUUAAAAAACAAAAGAAGAAAACAAGAAACAAUUUUUAACAAAGCAAAUAAAAGAAAUCAGUGUUAUGUAUAAAAAUCCUCCCUAAAACCAUAAUGAGCGAUCGCGACAUACCGAGUGUACCGGUAACAACUUUAGCCGGCCUAACAAGUCUAUCGGACUUAUUAAGUGAGCUUCCUGUAUCGGACUCUUUGUCGAGUGUGACAUCUUUAAAUAAAUCACUACUAUUCCAUACAUUAGUUGCUGAUGAAUCAAAUAAUCUUUUAUCGGUUCGUGAUGAUAAUUUAGUAAGACAAUUAGUACACGCAAUUGAACAAACAAAUUCCGAUAAUAUUGAGGUUAAAAGUCAAUAUGCCAUAAAUCAACAUGGAACAAACAUAAGUACUUAUCCGGAAUUACUUCAAGGAAUCUAUACAUUUAGGCCAACUGUCUUUAAUACGCCACAAAAUCAUCGAAUACAAAACCAUCAAUCACCCCAACAGCAGCCACAACAUCUCCUACAACAGCAGCAAGGACAACAAUAUGCUCCUCAGACAUCAGCAUCAGCAUCAAUAGCACACAGUUCAUCGCAGCUUCAACAACAACAACGAAUGGGUGUGAAUGUUAUACAAAAUCUACCAGAUCAAGGCAAUAUUUUGGCACAACAACAACAACCAAUAAAACCGCCCGUUAUAAACAACAUAACUGUGCAGCAAUUUAUGGCAGUACCUUCACCUGAUGGAAAACUUCAGCAACAACCACAAAUCCUUCAACAAGUUAUCAUAAAUCCAACACAAACAGCCACUCAACAACAGUCACCAGUGCAAAACAAUUUUGUUGCAAAUGCCACAGCUUUUCAACAACAGUCUCCGCAAACAACUGUUGAAACUCCGGUAAGACGCACACGACGCAGUGCGGCGGCUGCUGUUAUAGAACAACAGCAAAGUACUUCGCCACAACAGGUGUUGUCACCGAAACAACAAACUUCUACAAGUCCCCAACAAAAUAUUGUUGCUUACCAGAAAAAACAAGCAGCUGUUCAAUUACAGCAACAGCAGCAACAACAACAGCAGCUUCAGCAGCAACAGCAGCUUCAGCAGCAACAACAACUACAACAGCAACAGCAGCAACAGCAACCUGUUUCACAACAAACGUCGGUAAUUCAACCUCAUACCCCAGUUAUUCAGCAACAGCAGCAACAACAACACCAGCCUGUGAUCCAACAAAACCAUCAACAAAAAACUGUUAUACUGCCAACACCUCCACAACCAACAGUUAUAAUUCAACAGCAUCCAGCUACAGCAACACCUCCUGCUAUUCAGCAAAUUUCACAUCAACAAAAUCAACACACAACAUCUCCCCAAUCACAUGUAACACAACACCAACAAUCAUUAACUCCUAAACAGCAAAUAAAUACACAACAACAGCAGCAAGUUCCAAUUCCACAACAAGUUCAGCAAGCAAUGCAAACAAAACAACAUCCCCAAACCCAAAAACCCCAAAUUCCACAACAACCGCAUAAACAACAACAAAAACCGAGUCCUCAAAAUCAAUCACAACCCUUGAUGCCGCAACAACAGCCCCAAGUGGCUCAACAGCAACAACAACAGCAGGCGCAAUUGCCUCACCAACAAAUGCAAGCUCAACAACAAAAACAACAACAGCUACUGCAUUUACAAAAACAACAGCAAAUUAAACAACAACAGUCUCCACAAUCACCAGCUUCACAGCAACAAGUUCUGUCCCAACAACAACCACAGCAACCAACCCAACCGGUGCCACAUGUUAUUCAAGGACAAUUUCAAAACGUUCUAAAUCUCCAACGGCAGCAUUUUGCUCUGCAAAAACAACAAUCAACUCAGCCUCAAAAGACAACUCCACGUAAUAGUGAGUACCUACAGCAACAAAGUAAGAACUUUGAAUUGCGCGGUCCUUCGCCAGCACAGGCAAGUACAGCGCCUGAUUCUAAUCUAAUUGGCCAACAACAACAACAAAAAGAAACAACAACAAGUAUAUCGAAUAACAACAAUGGCUCAAUGAAAACCAACGCCACUGCAGUCUCCAAUACGAUGUCAUCAACUACAACAAAUCCCGGAAUGAAUCCUAUUAAUGCAACUAUAACAUCCGAGACAGGAGUUGCUAUAUCAACUAACACCAAUACCAACACCAUGCCAGCAAGAUCGAAUUCAGUCAACUCGAGCGCUUCAAAUGCAUCCAGAUCGACGACAAACAGUAAAAGCCGCCUUCGGGUAUGUAUUAAUCGCCUUAAAGCCGAGGACGAGCGCUUGAUGCAGGAGAGUAUUAAAGAAUUUGUUAAAAAGUCACCAGAAUUGGCCAUUAAAAUCGGAUUGGCAGAUGAUAAAAAACCUCCUCCGGAUCAUGCAGCUUCAUCCACUCUCUCUGCCCCGCCACCUGCAAAUUCUAUAAAAGAAGAAAAACCAUCUACGAAAGAAAUGGCAACAGUACAACCAAAUGCCAAUAGCAGUGGUAGCACCAGUCUCGGUGGUGGUGCCGGCGGUGCCAUCGCCGUUGGCGGCGGCGGAGCAGUAGGCGAUACAUUUUCAAUGAUGAAAGCUGCUGAUGAUAAGAGAAUUGCAACUAAAAGAAAGUUAGCAAUAAAACCCCAUGAUGAAAUACCACCGGAACAAAUCUUCUCCCAGCCUAAAGUUCGACGUGUUGAACGUAAUGUCGCACCAUCAACACCUAAAUGUUCGAAAGAAGAAGUUAUGCGUUCACAAACUUAUCAACAAUUUAUGAAAAAUAUGGAACAAAUAAUUGAAUUAUUAGAUGAUACUGAACAACCUAAUUUUGAUUCUGAUGAAGUUGAUCAAAACAUCGAAUGUAUAACAUCGAAAAUGCUUAAUGUUAUGAGCAAUGAUGUUGCAAAAUUAAAGGCAAAAAUGGUACUCGAUUCAAUUCCGAAAAAUAAACUAACACUUUUGAUCAAUUAUGCCAUGAGAAAUGUGUAUUUGGCUAAAAAUUAUUCCGCUGGACCGGACGAUGAGGAUGACAUCAUUGAUGAUGAGAUCAUGGAAAGGAUACUAAAUGCCAUUGAGGCAUGCCUAUUGGUUUGCAAUAUCUAUUCGACAGCAAAAGAUCUUAAAUUCCUCCAAGAAGAUAACAUUUCUUUGAUUAUAAAAUUUAUACAAUUUCAAUUUCGUGAAACUAUCUUUCCAUCAUACGAUCCAGUGUACACUGUAAAGAGUAUGAAAAAAAUGGACAAUAGAAAGAAAACCAAAGCACAAUUGAAUCACAAUCGCAGCCUACAAUUGCUCUAUUCGAAAUCUGUGGAAUUAAUGAAGGUGUUCGUGACACUCUUUGAUAAAUGCAUUUUUGUAGACACAAUUGUACUGCCAUUAUCAACGCUUGCAAUUGAACCAUUCUUUGUUGAUAAUAUCGAUACUUUGCAAUUUGUGUGCUUGGAAUUGGUUACAACAAUAUUUCGUAAAGAGAAGUACGAUAAAAUGCGAAGCAGCAUUUUAGGUGAUAUUCUUGCAUCCAUUGAUCGUCUUCCAUCGUCAAAGAAGAAUCUCCGACCCUUUAAGCUGAGCAACAAUGGUGGAAACAUUCAAAUGGUCACUGCACUUGUCCUUCAACUUAUUCAGUGUGCAACAAUUCUCCCAGAUUCAAUCUAUGAACCUCUUAAGAAUUCUAAAAAAUCCAGAUCACUCAUUGAAGACAAUGAUGAGAGUGUAAAACCAGAAAAGGACAACAAAGAUGUGUUGGUGUUGAAAAAGUACGAUGUUGCUGUGAGCAUUGGGGGUAAUUUCCUAACGACCUUUCUUAAUAAGUGCAAAACGCGUUCGAAUGAGACCGAUUUCCGUCCGCUAUUCGAAAAUUUCAUUCAUGAUCUGUUGGCAACGGUUAAUAAACCCGAGUGGCCAGCAUCGGAACUACUUCUCAGUUUGCUGGGCACACUGCUGGUUAAGUAUGUCUCGGAUAAGACAAUCGAACAGAGUAUUCGAUUGGUGUCGUUGGAUUAUUUGGGAAUUGUUGCAGCAAGAUUAAGGAAGGAUACCGUCGAGUCUAGAUGUAAGGUGAAUAUCAUUGAUUCAAUGAUAAAGUGCAUUAAGGCAGAGCAAGAGAAAGAGGGUGAUCUACCAAUUGUCAAUAGCAAAAUUCAACUCGACCCCGAGGAAGAGCGAACGGAGUUCCUGCAGAAAAUUCUUCUGGAUUUUUUAGCAGUGAACGCUCAAGAAGAGGAUCUGGUUUGGGAUUAUGCAAGACACUUCUAUUUGGCACAGUGGUAUCGGGAUAUUAUAUAUCAGCGAAGGCGAAUAGCUGAUGGAGAGAAGGGAUAUGCGUCGAGGAAAAAGAAAACAGCAAAGAAAAAGAGACGAAAAGGUGAAUCAUCAGACUCAUCAUCAGACAGUGAUAGUAGCAAUGCAGAUGAUGACUCAGAAAAUGGUGCUAAUGGUUCAACAGGUGGUGGUAAUAAUAAAUCUCGAACUAAUAACGACACAAAAAACCUCACCACCGAUCAAGAAUUAAAUUUGGAAAUAUUCAAUGUACUUGAAGAUCGAAAGAAAUAUCUUCUAAGCAAAAUCAAACCUUAUACGGAUAUGAAUUGCACAUCACAACAUAUAAAGACUUAUAUAGACUAUAAUAAUGCGCAUUUAAUUGCACAGUAUUUGGCUAGUAAGCGGCCAUUUAGUCAAUCUUUUGAUAAGUACUUGCAGAAAAUCAUAUUAGUUGUAAAUGAACCAUCCAUAGCAGUAAGAACUCGUGCAAUGAAAUGCUUAGCCAAUAUCGUUGAAGUCGAUCCAAUGGUACUAAAACGCAAAGACAUGCAAAUGGGAGUAAAUCAAAAAUUCUUAGAUGCUGCCAUUUCGGUACGUGAAGCCGCUGUCGACUUAGUUGGCAAGUUUGUUUUGAGCAAUGAAGAGUUAAUUGAUCAGUAUUAUGAUAUGUUAUCAACAAGAAUAUUGGACACUGGUGUAUCAGUGCGUAAGCGUGUGAUAAAAAUUCUUCGAGAUAUUUGCAUUGAAUAUCCAGAUUUUGAGAAAAUUCCGGAAAUCUGUGUUAAGAUGAUUCGAAGAGUUAACGAUGAGGAAGGUAUACAAAAACUUGUUACAGAAGUUUUUAUGAAAAUGUGGUUUAUGCCAUGCAAAGAUAACGAUAAGCAUGGAAUUCAACGAAAAAUUAACCAAAUCAUCGAUGUAGUAAACACCGCACAUGACACUGGCACCACAUGGCUUGAGGGACUUCUUGUCAGCAUUUUUGCACCCAAAGAGAACAUGCUAAAGCCCGAUGGCAGCGCUCAAGAAGCAGUCAAAAAGAAUACCGAGCCCGCACCGGAAAUAGUGUUGGCUUGCCAACAACUUGCCGAUGGUUUAGUGGAACGUCUAAUCGAAUUAGAAGACACUGAUAAUGCUCGUAUGCUGGGUUGUAUAACAACAUUACAUUUGUUGGCAAAGGUUCGCCCGCAGCUUUUGGUUCGACAUGCCAUCACAAUUGAACCAUACUUAAAUAUUAAGUGCCAUUCAGCGAUAGCGCCAAAAUUUAUAUGCUCUGUUGCAGAUAUUCUUGAGCAGGUUGUUCCUCUUAUUGUGAAUCCCAGUGAAUCGUUUUUGGCUUCCUUAGAAGAGCAUUUAAUGCUGUUAGUUGUAUCGCUCAAUCAGGCUGUUGUUACAAGCUGUGUAUCUUGCCUGGGAGCACUUGUAAAUAAAAUCACAAAGAACUACAAGCUAAUCAGAGAUUGCUUUCAGAAAUUUUAUAGGAUAAUCGAAAACAGUCGCGAUCAAGUAGCUAAGAACAACUAUUCAAUAGAUAGUAUCUAUACGCCAAUCUUCCGCAGAAGUCUGUUUACAAUUGGUAUCUUAAUGCGAUACUUUGACUUUAAAUCGCCAAAAGUUUUGGGAGAAGGUAGUGGUUUCUCACCUCAAAUCUGUGAUGAAGUAUUCGAAUGUUUAAUGUUUUUCACUCAAUGCGCCAACAAUGAUAUUCGAAAACAAGCUCUCAUAGCACUGGGUUCAUUUUGUGUAAUGAAUGAUGAUUAUUUAACCCGUAAUGAGUUGAAAAAAUUUUACUGUGAUUUAUUGCGAAGCGAAAUUGUCGAUGCGUGUAUAAAAAUUAUUUGUAUGCGAAAUAUUUGGAUUUAUUUAACAGAAUCUGAGAUUUAUAUGCAUAAUAAAGAAAAAGACUGGGAAAAACAACAACAAACAGAAGAUUUGAAAGAAAUGAAUGAUGUCUCAUCGGGUAUGGCAAGCAGAAUCAUUCAAUUGUAUCUGCAAGACAUCCUGGAUUGUUUCUUAAAUCGAGAUGAUUCAGUGCGAUUGUGGGCAGUGAAGGUUGUGCAAAUAGUAUUGCGACAAGGUUUAGUGCAUCCUGUCCGGAUGGUACCAUAUCUUAUAACUCUAAGUACAGAUGCCAAACAGGAGGCGGCACAUCGAGCAGAUGCUCUGCUGAAGGAAAUCGACAAAACCUACUCUGGUUUUGUUAAUAUGAAAGUGCAAUUUGGCUUGCAGCUAUGUUUCAAACUUCAAGAGCUGUUACAAGGUGAUCGAGGUAGAAAUGUUGUGAUACGAGGUUUCUGUAAAAAAGAGCACGAUGUAGUUCCAACAGCACUCAAUGAUUUCCUCUAUACCCUGCUGCGCACAACGAAACCUCAACGACGUGCUCUAGUCCAAACAGUAACCAAGCAAUUCGAUGAUCAAAAGACAACACUACGUCAAAUGCUCUACAUUGCCGAUAAUUUGGCUUACUUCCCUUAUGUAGUUCAAGAUGAACCACUCUAUCUAAUUCAUCAAAUUGAUCUUAUGAUAUCAAUGGCUGGUACAAAUCUCUUGGCAACAUUCAAGGAAUGCCUCAAACCAGCCGAAAAUGAUGAUAUUCUCGUCGAUGAUGACGAUGAGGAAGAUCCGGAUGUAUUGUUUAAACGGCUACCCGAUGAUAUAAGCGAAAUUCAAAAAUGCAUUACAUCAGCACAGGCGUGUAUGUUACUCUUAAUACUGAAACAGCAUUUGAAAGAUAUGUAUGGUUUGACGGAUGGGAAGAUUUCAAGGUACUCGCCAUCGGAAACACAGAAAAUCUAUGAAAAAGCCUGCACGAGGAAGGUAGUGCCCGAUUUUAAUCCCAAGUCGACAAUAGAAGAGAUUAAGAAAUCGGUAGUAAAGACAAGUAAUGUGGAAAUUAAUCCGGACGAUAAGAGGGACUUAGUUGUAAAAUAUUUAGAUUUUAAACAACUUAUGCUUAAGUUAGAUCCAGAUGAUGCUGAUUCACUUGAUGAGGAGCGUGAUAAAUCAAGACUAAAUAAUACAGCAGCAUCGGUCGAGACACCAUCGACGCCAGCAUUAAAUUCAACAGGUGCUAAUCAAAGUAGUGUAGAUGAUAUAGCUGGCGAGAGUAGUAGUGGAGCGAGAACGGGUAGUGCGACAACACCACAUGUAAAUAGUGUGAAUCAUUCGACGGUUUCAACACCAGCCCAACAUAAGGAUAUCCCAGCAACACCAACAACCCGAAGUUCGAGAACGACAAAAUCAACUUCACGUAAACAACCAACACGCAGCAAACGGAAAAAACGAAAGAUUGUUUCAUCAGAUGACGAUGAAGAUGACUAUAGUGAUGCCGAUUACGCGUAAUAAAUUAUUAUAUCAUUCGAACGGAAUAUAAUCAUCAACCCCAUAAACCACACACACAUCCAAGCACUCAACAAAUAUAUAUAAAAAAAAUUAAAUGUAAAAAAAAAACAUUCUAAAUAUUUCUAAAAUAAAAAUUAAAAAAACAUUUUUGUUUGAGUAAACAUAGAAAAAAAAACAAACAAGUCAAGUGAAUUUAGUUUUCUGUAUGUUUUUAUAUAAAUACAAAUAUAUGUUAAUUUAAGACAAAAUAUACAUAUAAAAUAAAAAUUAUAUACUACAGAUAAGUGAGUGAGUGUGCAUAAGUUAUUUAAACAAAAACAAAAAACAAACUCUACUAUUACAAUAUAAUAUUAUGUUAAAAAAAUAUUUUCAUUUUGUAUAAAAUAAAAAUAAAAAAGAAGACUUUUUACUUAACAAAUAGAAAGAAAUUAUGUUUAGAGCAAUUUUAUUGAAUCAAACACUUUUAAGUUUAUUAUUUUUAAGCGAAGAACAAAACAAAACACACACAAAAUACACAAACAAAAACCCACACGCAAAACAAAGAUGUAAAUUAUAUAUAUUUAACAAAAUAAGAAAAAAUUAAAACAAAAAAAUGGUGUUUAUAUCUAAAGUUGUAUAUUUAUAGCCCACACAAAUUAAUUAAAACAAAUUAAAAUGAAAAAAUACUGUUACCAUAUAACAUAAAUAUAUAUAUAUUAAAACAAAUUAAACGGAAAAUGCUUAUCAUUAAGAAGAGAAAGAGGAAAUUAUCGGUGUUUUUUAUACAAAAAAAAUAUUAAAUUAGGAACACAUAGUUGUACAUUAAGAUAAAAAUAUAAACAAAAACAAAAUUAUAAACUUUCGAGUACUAAUAUUCUAGAUUCAUAAGCUGUAAAUUAAAACAAAGAAACAAACAAGAAAUAAGAAAAAAAUACAAAAUCGCUAAGCUUCUUUUUUCUUCUCCGCCCUUAUCGAAACAAAAUAAAAUAAAUUUAUGUUCAUUAAAUCACAUAAUACUAUAAUUAUAGAAUUUUCUUUUUCGUUUAAUAUUUUUAAUUUGUUCUAAAUAUUAUAUUUUUAUAUGUAUGUAUUUAAAAAAAUAUAAAAUGAAAAUAGUGUAUAAGUUAAACAAAAUGAAAACAAGUGUUAUUAAGUUGAAUCAAUAGUCUUUUUUGUUUUAUUUUUUGCUUAAUAAUUUAUAAUUAAAGUUAUAAAAAAUAUAUCCAUUCAAAUAUACCUAUAUAUAAUAUGUA
Eupeodes corollae is the source of this 9969-nucleotide messenger RNA. It is a transcript of the gene Nipped-B, whose product is annotated as nipped-B protein. Gene Ontology annotation, cellular component: Scc2-Scc4 cohesin loading complex. The transcript has 25 exons. Gene Ontology annotation, molecular function: chromatin binding. The record is from RefSeq and is a predicted model, not a curated record. Gene Ontology annotation, biological process: replication-born double-strand break repair via sister chromatid exchange; regulation of gene expression; establishment of mitotic sister chromatid cohesion. Lineage: Eukaryota; Metazoa; Arthropoda; Insecta; Diptera; Syrphidae. The coding region runs from base 1274 to 8737 and encodes 2487 amino acids.